Molecule: messenger RNA, 12759 nt
Organism: Centruroides sculpturatus (bark scorpion)
Lineage: Eukaryota; Metazoa; Arthropoda; Arachnida; Scorpiones; Buthidae
Product: dynein heavy chain 12, axonemal-like
Exons: 65
Coding region: 58-12657 (4199 amino acids)
Biological process (GO): DNA integration; microtubule-based movement
Cellular component (GO): dynein complex
Molecular function (GO): dynein light intermediate chain binding; ATP binding; nucleic acid binding
Source: RefSeq, a predicted model, not a curated record
GUAUUGUUUAAUAUUGAACUUACAAAGUUCCCUCUAGCACAAACUAUUACAGAAGAAAUGGAGCCAUACAUCAAACUUUAUGCAAACUUUUUGAGCUGGGAGAAACUAGAAGAUAGAUGGCUGUAUGGCUUAUUCACAGAUUUAAACUCUGAAACUAUUGAAAAAUCAGUUACAUUGCAUAAUGAGGAAUGUCUAAAAUUAUUAAAGAUAUUUAAAAACAUUCAGAAAAAUGAAUUAAUGCAGCAGCAGCGAGGUGCAAAACAAGAUGAAGUUUUUCCUCCAUUAGUGAUUUGUGAAAAUCUUUUUCAACGAAUUAGUAAUUUUAAGCAAUAUUUGCCAACACUUGAUAUAAUAUGUAGUCCUGGUUUAAAAAUUUAUCAUUGGGAAGAAAUGUCGUCGAUUGUUGGCCAAAAGUUAAUUCCUGAUUAUCGAAUGACUCUUCAUAAGAUGCUGUCUAUGCAAGUUCAAAAUUAUUUAGAUAAAUUUAAACCAAUAGCAAUUGCUGCUUCAAAGGAAUACAUAUUAAAGACAACUUUUGAUAAAUUGAAAAGUGAAUGGAUUGGCGUAUGUUUUGCCAUUGCUCAGCAUGAGGAUACAUACAUAUUAUCAUCUAUAGAUGAAAUUCAGUUAUUAUUGGAUGAUCAUAUUUUGAAAAUUCAAACAAUGAAAGGAUCUCCAUUUGCUCGACCUUUUGAAAAAGAAAGAAAAAUUUGGGAAAAGCAACUACUAUUAAUAGAAGAUACAAUAGAUGAAUGGUUAAAAGUUCAAUCACAAUGGUUAUAUUUAGAACCUAUAUUCUCAAAUGCAGACAUUAUAAAACAAAUGCCUACUGAAGGGGAAUUGUUUGCUCAAGUAAAUUGUAUAUGGAAAGAAACAAUGAUAGAUGUCGCUGCUAAUCCAUUGGUCUUAAUGGCAGUUGGAACUCCCAAUAUAUUGACAAUAAUGAAGAACUGUAACAAACUAAUAGACCAAAUUAAUAGAGGAUUAAAUCAAUAUCUAGAAACAAAGAGAUUAUUUUUUCCAAGAUUCUUCUUUUUGUCUGAUAAUGAAAUUUUGGAAAUUCUCUCUGAAACUAAAAAUCCUUUACGCGUUCAACCAUAUUUAAAAAAAUGCUUUGAAGGAAUUGACAAGCUUGAAUUUGACAAUAAUUUAGUUAUUUAUGCUAUGUUCAGUUCCGAAGGUGAAAAAGUUUCAAUGAUAACAUGCAUCGAUACAAAGUUAGCACAUGGUCAAGUGGAACAAUGGCUUUCAGAAGUGCAACAUAUGAUGGUAAAGUCAUUACGCAAUAUUAUUGAACAAGCUUUUAAAGGUUAUGCAUCAGAUAACAGAUACAGAUGGGUGCUCUCUUGGCCUGGUCAAGUAGUCCUUUGUGUGUCUCAAAUAUAUUGGACAUCAAAAGUUCAUGAAACAAUUAGAAGAAAAAAGCGGAAAAGUUUGUUUGAUCUCUGUGAACAACUGGAUAUGCAAAUAACAGAAACUGCAAAUAUUGUUAGAGGAAGAGUCACCACCACCACACGAAUAACUUUGGAAACUUUAAUAGUGAUCGAUGUUCAUGCCCGUGAUGUCAUAAUGGAGUUAGCUCAGAAAGGAAUACAUUCAGUAGAUGAUUUUCAAUGGUUAGCUCAGCUUCGUUAUUAUUGGGAUAAUUCUGAUGUGAAAGUGAGAAUAAUCAAUGCAACAAUAAAUUAUAGUUAUGAAUAUUUAGGAAACACCACCAGAUUAGUUAUAACACCAUUAACUGAUAGAUGUUAUCGCACCCUUGUUGGUGCUUAUUCUCUUCAUUUAAAUGGAGCACUGGAAGGACCUGCAGGAACUGGAAAAACAGAAACUGUUAAAGAUUUAGCCAAAGCAAUUGCUGUACAAUGUAUUGUUUUUAAUUGUUCAGAAGGUUUGGAUUAUAUUGCUAUGGGAAAGUUUUUUAAAGGCUUAGCAUCAACUGGAGCUUGGGCAUGCUUUGAUGAAUUUAAUAGAAUAGAAGUAGAAGUUUUAUCUGUAAUUGCACAACAAAUCCUGAGCAUCAUUCGAGCAGUACAAGCUGGUGUUCAUAAAUUACUGUUUGAAGGAACUGAACUUCAGUUCAAUCCCAAUACCUACAUAUGUAUUACCAUGAAUCCUGGAUACAGUGGACGUUCAGAAUUACCUGAUAAUCUAAGGGUUUUAUUCAGAACUGUUGCAAUGAUGGUUCCUGAUUAUGCAAUGAUUGGAGAGAUUAGGCUGUAUUCAGGAGGAUUUGUUGAUGCUCGCAACUUAUCAAAUAAAAUUGUAACAACCUAUCGUCUGUGUUCAGAACAGUUAUCUAAUCAAUCACAUUAUGAUUAUGGUAUGCGAUCAGUGAUUGCAGUUUUAACAGCUGCAAAUAAUAUGAAGUUAAAGUUUCCAAAUAAAAAAGAAGAAAAAUUGUUAUUAAGAUCCCUUUUGGAUGUAAACCUACCAAAAUUUCUCUCUUGUGAUAUACCACUUUUUCAAGACAUUAUUUCUGAUCUUUUUCCUGAUACAGAAGCUCAUCAAACUGAUUAUACUGAAUUUAUUGCUGCUGCAAGAAAAGUUUGUACUAAUUUAAAUUUACAGCCUGUUGAUAAUUUUCUUAAAAAACUUAUUCAAACAUAUGAAAUGAUGGCAGUUAGACAUGGUUUCAUGUUAUUGGGAGGACCAGUUGGAGGGAAAACUACAACAUUGAGAGUUUUAGCUGAAACACUUAAUAACUUAAAAGAACAAGGAGUGGAAGGAGAAGAAAAAGUUUUGUACAGAACAAUUAACCCAAAGGCAAUUACUGUGGGUCAGUUAUUUGGCCAGUUUGAUGUUGUUUCUCAUGAGUGGACUGAUGGAAUUACUGCAAGUAUCUUCCGAAAGUUUGCUGUUGAAUCUUCAGAAAGAAAAUGGAUUAUAUUUGAUGGUCCUGUAGAUACUUUGUGGGUAGAAAGUAUGAACACUGCACUUGAUGAUAACAAGAAGUUAUUAAGAUCCCUUUUGGAUGUAAACCUACCAAAAUUUCUCUCUUGUGAUAUACCACUUUUUCAAGACAUUAUUUCUGAUCUUUUUCCUGAUACAGAAGCUCAUCAAACUGAUUAUACUCCUGCAACAGUGAGUCGAUGUGGUAUGAUAUACAUGGAUCCAUCAUAUCUUGGAAUCCAGCCUUUGAUAGACUCAUGGAUUGAUUCAUUAUCCGAACUUUUGAAAAUGGAACAGGAAUAUUUAUCUUCAUUUUGCAACUGGCUAAUACCUGCUUCUCUUGAAUUUAUUGAUACAAAUUGCACACAAUUAAUUCAUUUUAACAAAAAUCAUCAUGUUAACAACAUGCUGAAGAUCAUGUCAUUACUGAUUAGUGAAAUGAAUUUUGAAGAGAACUUUGACAACCAUUAUUUAAAAUCAUGGAUAACUGGGUGUUUUAUAUUUUCACUUAUUUGGAGUGUAGGAGGGAUGCUAGAUUCAGAAUCAAGAAUAAAAUUUAACACAUUUAUUGGACAAAUUAUAAAUGGAAUGUUGAAAAGUUAUCCAAUACCUCAAAAUAUUGGAAAAGUAGAAAUGAAAGUUCCUCCUUCUGACUCUAUAUAUCAUUAUGCCUUUGAGAAUAAAGGCAAAGGUUCAUGGAAAUUAUGGUUUGAUUUCAUACAGCCAAUUGAUUAUUCUAAAGUGGUGAAUUUACAUCAGUUCAUCAUACCUACAAUUGAUACAGUUCGAUAUACAUAUUUCUUAGAUUUAUUUAUAAGAUAUGGAAAACCUAUACUAUUGGUUGGUCCUACUGGAACUGGAAAAAGUGCAUGCAUUAAAGAUAAAUUGUUAAAUACAUUGCCACAAGAAUUUAUCCCUCAUUUCUUUUCAUUGUCGACACAAAUUACUGCUUUACAAACACAGAAUAUAAUUUUAUCUAAAGUUGAUAAAAGAAGAAAAGGACAUUAUGGUCCACCAAUUGGAAAAAAAUGUGUUAUAUUUAUUGAUGACAUAAAUAUGCCUGCACCUGACAAAUUUGGAGCUCAACCUCCUAUAGAAUUGUUAAGGCAAUUGUUAGAUCAUGGAUUUUGGUUUGGAUUAAAAGAAAAUAUGGCUGAAUUAUAUUUAGAUGAUGUUCAAUUCUUGGCUGCUAUGAAACCAUUUGGCACUCGAAGCAAUGUUUCUCCUCGUUUUCUUCAUCAUUUCUUUACUCUAGGAAUAAAUCCAUUCAGCAAUGAAACAAUAUCUAGAAUUUUUUCUAUUUUAUUAUUCACUCAUUUCAAGAUUAAUUUGUUUCUAUCAGAAGUUUAUUCAAUAAAAGAUACUUUAGUAGAUGCUACUUUGAAAGUAUAUGAAUUGGCUGUAUCUUAUCUACAACCUACUCCAAAUAAGUCUCAUUAUUUAUUUAAUUUAAGAGAUUUUUCUAAAGUUAUUCAAGGUUGUUGUUUACUGCAGAAGCAAUCUGUGACUGGAAGAAAAAUCUUUAUUAGAUUAUGGGUUCAUGAAGUAUAUAGAGUUUUUUAUGAUCGUCUGAUUGAUGAGAGAGAUCAAGAAUGGGUUUUAAAAACUGUUAAACAAUGUGUACAUGAUUAUUUUAAUGAAAAUUUUGAUUCUCUGUUUUCUUAUUUAAAAGAAGAAAGUGGGGAUGGUAAAGGAAAUGAAAUAACUAAUGAGGACAUGAUCAAUUUGAUGUUUGGGAAUUAUAUGAAUCCAGAUCUUUCUCCCAAAGAACGUUUAUAUGAAGAAGUUAAAGAUUUAGAAGCAUUCAAAAUGGUUGCUAUUUUAUCUUUAAGAGAAUAUAAUAUGAUGAAUAAAGCUCAGUUAGACCUUGUUAUAUUCAGUUAUGUUUUAGUACAUCUGGCUCGAAUAUCACGUAUUUUAACAAUACCCGGAGGUAAUGGCUUACUUGUGGGAAUUGGAGGAAGUGGAAGACAGUCUUUAACUAAAUUAGCUGCUUCAAUGGCAGGACAAACUCUAUUCCAACCAGAAGUUACCAAAANGUUUAUUUGCAUAACUGUUCAAGCAAUUAUGCAAGAAAAGAAUAGAACUGCAGAUUAUACACCCAUAGAACUCUUUUCCCAUUUUGUUAAUUUUUGCCAAGAAAAUUUGCAUAUUAUUAUAGCCAUGAGUCCAGUUGGAGAUACUUUUCGUUAUCGUCUUCAACAAUUUCCAUCAUUAAUAAAUUGUUGCACCAUUGACUGGUUUGAUUUCAAAAAGUGUAAAGAUGUAGUAAUGAGAGCUAAAAUUAAGACCGAUGAUGACGAAUGGGACGAACGAGAUAUCCAGGCGACUAAUUAUAUCUAUAGCGGAAUAACUAACAAACAGCUAGAAUAUAUAAGCGAACUUGAUACGGCUUACGAAAUUAUCCAAAAGUUUGAUGAGAUGUAUUUGAAAAAGUCAACAGCUCUGCAAAUUGUGUGCCGACAUAACCUUGAAAGUAUCAAAUUGAAAAAUUAUUCAGAUGUAAGCUUAUUCUUCGACGCGUUUGAGAAGGCUGUGAACGAAUUAAAGCAGGCAGGUGCAAUGAUAUCAGAACAAGAAAAAUUAAACUACAUGUUAAAAUCGCUACCACAGAAGUAUAGUCAUAUUGGUGAUUUAAUAGAUGUUUUACCAGAAAAGGAGAGGACUGUUGACUAUUUGAAAAGCAAAAUAAACUGUGGAAAACCUGGUCAUUUAAAAAGAAAUUGUCGUUUUGAAAUUGAAAAUCGUAGUCGAAGUCGUGGUUUUUCUGUUUAUCGAGGACGUGGAUUGUUCAAUGCCAGAAACUUUCAGAGAGGGCGAGGAAAUUAUCAUCAAAACAUACAUGAAUAUCAAGGAAAUAGUUUUCAGACUACCAUUGCAAAUAAUACUUAUAUUAAUACUACAAGUAAAAACGAAAAGUCAAAGAUAGAUGAAAUAGAAUGGUUACUUGAUAGUGGUUGCACAGAUCAUAUCAUUAACACCGAUGAGUAUUUUGAAACCUCUGAGACAUUGAAGAAACCUAUAAAAGUAAAAGUUGGUGAUGGAAGAAUAUUAGAAGCUACAAAAGUUGGCAAUAUUAAAACUUGUUUCCCAGUUUAUGGACAAAAGUCUGAGGUUACGUUGGAAAAUGUCUAUUUUGUAAAAGAUAUGAAGGCAAACUUGUUGAGUUAUUCGAGGAUCACAGAUAAACAUUCAAUUGUUUCAAGGAGAAAAUUUUCAAAAAUAUACAACCCAUAUGGAAAGGUGAUAGCUGUUGCAAUCAAAGAGGAUAAACUAUAUAAAAUGAAAAGUUAUAUCAAUGAAAGAAAAUCACAAGCGAACAUGAGUAAAAGCAACAUGACUAUAAAAGAAAAACUACAUAGAACACUGGGACAUAUCAAUUUUAACAACUUGAAAAUAAUGUGUAAAAAUGAAUCACUAGAUGGACUACCCAGAGAGAUUGAACCAGAAUAUUUAAAGUGUGCUACAUGUAUUGAAAACAAAAUGCAUAACUUACCAUUUCAUAAUAACAGGAGAAGAGCAGAAGACAUAUUAGAAAUUGUACAUACAGAUCUAAAUGGACCACAUCAAACUACAGGAAAUCUUGGAGAAAAAUAUUUCUUAAAUUUCAUAGAUGAUUAUAGCAAACUAGUUAAAGUUUAUUGUAUCCAGACAAAAGAUGAAGUAUAUGAAUGCUUAGUACAGUAUGUUAAUGAAGUUCAAAACUUGACUGGAAAGAUGAUAAAGGAACUGCGAUGUGACAAUGGGAAGGAGUAUAUGAAUGCAAGAAUUUUUAAGUUUGCAAAGGAAAAGGGAAUAAUAAUAAAACCUUGUCCAUCAUAUGUGCAUGAACUAAAUGGAACAGCAGAAAGAUACAAUCGAACAUUAAUGGAUAUGGGGAGAUGUCUUUUAUCAGAAGCAAAAAUUGAAAGAAGAUUUUGGAAGCCAUCAGUAAAAAAUUUAAAAUUAUAUGGAAGUAAAGUAUUCGUAAGAAUUCCAGAAGAAAAACGAAAAUCUAAAUGGGACAAGAAAGCAGAGGUUGGAAUUUUGAUUGGAUAUACAGAUACUGGAUAUAGAGUAUUGAUGAAUAGCAGAGUUAUAAUGGCUAGACAUUGUGACAUAAUAGAAGAGAAUGUAAACUUGUGUGGAUUUGAAAAUGAGAAAGAGGAAAAGAAUGAAGAUAAAGAAGAAAGACAAAAGGAUUCAGAUCAAGCAAAGGAAAAGGAAGGAGAAGACUCUACUAGUACAAACCAUCAAGAAAAGGAUAUGACAAAAGACUUGGAAAAAGACAAUACACAUAAAGAAAAUAGUAAUGAUGAGAUAAAAGAGGAUGAAGAAAAAACAAAAGGAAAAAGAUCAGGAAGACAAAUUAAACAUCCACUCCGCUUUGAUGAAGAAUUCGGUUAUUACAGUAUAAGUGUAAAUUACUGUGAUGCUACUGUUCCAGAAAAUUUUCAGGAGGCGAUGACAAGUGAUGAUUCAAAGAAAUGGAAAGCAGCAAUGAAUUCCGAGAUGGACAGUCUUGUGAUAAACAAUACAUGGACACUUGUGAGCAAGCCUCCUAAAGACAAAAGGGUAAUUGAUGUGAAGUGGAUAUACAGAAAGAAGAGUGAAAGUGAAUAUAAAGCCAGGUUAGUGGUAAGAGGUUUUCAACAAACUGAUUGUAUUGAUGACAUUUAUUCUCCUGUUGCUAAAAUGCCGACUUUAAAGUUGCUACUGUCUUAUUGCUGUAAAGAUAAACAAAUUAUUGUUGACAUUAAAAACAAGUUAUCUAAUAAGUUUAGAAUGAAGGAUUUAGGUAGAUAUAGUUAUGUUUUAGUACAUCUGGCUCGAAUAUCACGUAUUUUAACAAUACCCGGAGGUAAUGGCUUACUUGUGGGAAUUGGAGGAAGUGGAAGACAGUCUUUAACUAAAUUAGCUGCUUCAAUGGCAGGACAAACUCUAUUCCAACCAGAAGUUACCAAAAGUUAUAGUAGAAUAGAAUGGGAAGAUGAUUUAAAAAGAAUGCUGAAGAAUUCUGGAGCAAAAAAGACUGUUACAACUUUUCUGAUUUCAGAUCAUCAGAUUACAAAUGAGACAUUUUUAGAAGAUAUUGAUAGUCUCUUGAAUACUGGAGAGGUUGCUAAUCUUUUUGAUUCAGAAGACAGAUUAGAAAUUAUAGAAAAGUGGCCAGAUGAAGCUUUAGAGCUUGUUGCAAUUCGUUCAUUUAAAAAUUUAGAGAAGUGGCCAGAUGAAGCUUUAGAGCUUGUUGCAAUUCGUUCAUUUAAAAAUUUAGAGGUAUCUCCAAAAUUAAAAUUUAAUAUUACAGAAGUAUGUAAAGAUUUUCAUAAAAGUGCUGAAGAACUAUCUAUUAGGUAUAUGAAUGAAAUGGGGAGAUAUUGCUAUGUUACACCAUCAUCUUAUUUGAAUUUGAUUGCAUUGUUUAAAAGUUUAUUAGACGAAAGACAAAUAGACAUUGCAAGUACAAGAGAUCGCUAUAAAGGAGGGCUAGAAAAACUUGAUUUUGCUUCUCAACAAAUCAGUCAAAUGCAAAUUGCUUUAGAGGAAUUAAAACCACAACUAGUAAUAUCAGCAGAAAAUACUGAAAAGAUGUUAGCUACAAUUGAGAAAGAAUCUUCUGCAGUUGCACAGACAAGAGAAAUUGUUAGCAAUGAAGAAACCACAGCUAACAAUCAAGCUAUUGCUGCACAAAAUUUGAAGGAUGAAUGUGAAUCAGAUUUGAAAGAAGCUAUCCCAGCUCUUGAAGCUGCUCUUGCUGCUUUGGAUACAGUUAAACCAGCUGAUAUUAGUUUGUUGAAGUCGAUGAAAAAUCCACCCAUAGCAGUAAAAUUAGUUAUGGCUGCUGUUUGUGUAAUGAAAAAUAUCAAACCUGUUAAAAUAAAUGAUCCUAGACAAGUUGGUAAAAAGAUACUUGAUUAUUGGGGACCUUCAAUGAAAGCUUUAAGUGAUUUAAAUUUUUUCAAGAAUCUGAAGACAUAUGAUAAAGAUAACAUUCCAUCUGAUGUAAUGACAAGAAUAAGGAAAGAAUAUAUAGGAGCUCCUGAAUUUAAACCAAAAAUAGUUGCUAGAGCAUCACCUGCAGCAGAAGGUCUUUGCAAAUGGGUCUUAGCAAUGGAGUUAUAUGAUAGAGUUGCAAAAUUUGUAGCUCCUAAACGAGAAAAACUUAAAGAAGCUGAAAGGUCUUUAAAUGAUACGCUUGAAAUAUUAAAACAGAAACAUUCUGAAUUAAAACAAGUUGAGAAAAAGCUAGAAAAACUUCAAGCUGAACUUGAAGAUAUGACAAAUCAGAAAACAGCUUUAGAAUCAGAAGUUGAAAGAUGUUCCAAUCAAUUAAUGAGAGCCAAGAAGAUGAUUAGUGGAUUGGGUGGAGAACGUGAAAGGUGGGGAUUGGAAGUUGAACGUCUCACUAUUGCUUUUGAAAAUUUACCUGGUGAUGUUCUUCUAGCAUCAGCUGUAAUUGCCUAUUUAGGAGUUUAUACUGCAAGUUUUCGUAAAGAAUGCAUUAAGAAUUGGAUUUCUUUUUGCUUGAAAUAUGAAAUUCCAUGUUCAACAGAAUUUUUUCUGAACAAAACUUUAGGAAAUCCUUUAACAAUUCAGAAUUGGGAAAUAGCUGGACUUCCACAUGAUAAUUUUUCUAUUGACAAUGCAGUAAUUGUUGAUAAAACUAAUCAAUGGUCACUCUUAAUUGAUCCUCAAGGACAAGCUCAAAAUUGGAUUAAAAAUAUGGAAAAAAUAAGAAAACUUGAAAUAGUAAAGUUUACCGAUAAGAAUUUAUUCCAGUCUUUAGAAACAUGUAUUCAGUUUGGAAUUCCUGUAUUAAUAGAAAAUGCCACUGAAGAAAUAGAUUUUUCUUUUUAUUCACUGUUACAAAAACAAACAUUUACUCAAGGUGGAGUUGAAAUGAUAAAACUUGGUGAUAAAUUAAUUGAAUUCCAUUCAGAUUUUAAAUUAUAUAUUACUACUAAACUUCAAAAUCCUCAUUACUUGCCAGAAAUCACAAAUAAAGUCACUUUAAUCAACUUUAUGAUAACACCUGAGGGUCUUCAAGAUCAAUUACUUGAAAUUGUUGUGGCUAAAGAAAGACCAAAUCUAGAAAAAGAAAGGCAAGAACUUAUUGUCCAAAGUUCAGAAAACAGAAAUGAUUUAGCAAAGUUAGAAGAAACGAUUUUAAAGACUUUGUCAUCGGAGAAGAAUGUUCUAGAAGAUGAAGUUGCACUCAAUAUAUUGGACAAUUCUAAAAUUUUAGCUGAUGAAAUCAGUGUCAAACAAAAGGUGACAGAAGUAACAGAGAAAAAAAUUGAAAAUUCUCGUAUGGAAUACAAAUUAGUUGCACUUCAUUCUUCCGUAUUGUUUUUCUCUAUCAAGGAUCUUCCAAAUAUAGAAUCGAGUUAUCAAUUUUCGCUAAAUUGGUUCAUCAAUCUUUUCAUUUUGUCUAUUAAUAAAAGCACAAGAUCUCAAACAUUAUCUAAAAGAAUAAGAUAUUUGACAGAUCAUUUUACAUAUAGUCUGUAUAGAAAUGUAUGUCGUUCUUUGUUCGAAAAAGAUAAAUUAGCAUUUACAUUUUUCCUCUGCUGUAAUUUGUUGAUAGCUCAUAAACAGUUAUCACCUGAAGAAUUACAGUUUUUCUUAACUGGUGCUGUUGGUCUUGAAAACAAAAUUAAGAAACCUGCACCGUGGAUUCCUGAUAAUGCUUGGGAUAAUUUAUGUUAUUUGUCAGAAAUGACAGCUUUUGAUAAUUUUAUAGAAAGUUUCCAAGAUCAUCUCUAUAACUGGCAGGAAGUUUAUGAAACUAAGGAUCCGUGUUCUUAUCCCUUUCCUCAACCUUGGCAAGAAAAAUUGAAGGAAUUUCAGAAAAUGUUAAUUUUACGCUGCUUAAGACCAGAAAAGGUUAUACAAAUGAUAUCAAAAUUUAUCGAUAAUAAUCUGGGGAGAAGAUUUACACAUCCACCACCUUCUGAUUUAGAACAUUAUUAUGAAGAUUCUUCACAAGUUCUGCCACUUGUUUUUAUUUUGUCACCCGGAGCUGAUCCCUUGUCAACAUUAUGGAAAUUUGCUGAAAGCAAAGGAAUUCACAGUAAUAAUUUUGAAACAAUUUCUCUUGGACAAGGACAGGGUCCAAAAGCUGAAGAUAUGAUUGAAAGAUGUCGAAAGAAAAGAUCUUGGGUUCUUAUCCAAAAUUGUCAUUUGGCUGAAUCAUGGAUGAAUACUCUUGAACAAAUCUGUGAAUCAUUUGCAGUUGAAAACACUCAUAAAGAUUUUAGAUUAUGGCUUACAACAUAUCCUUCUAAAAUGUUUCCAGUUUCUAUUUUACAAAGCAGUGUUAAAAUCAUUCAUGAAACCCCCACUGGUUUACGUCAAAAUCUGUUAUGGUCUUAUUUAAGUGAUCCAAUUAAUACAGAAGAAUUCUUCAUGUCAGGGCUAAAAGAAAAAGAGAAUUUUCAUAAAUUAGUCUUUAGUUUAUGCUUCUUCCAUGCAAUUGUUCAAGAAAGAAGAACUUUUGGACCCAUUGGAUGGAAUAUUCCUUAUGCUUUUGAUGAUUCAGAUUUAAGAAUUUCACUACUACACUUGAAGAGGUUUAUGAGUGAAUAUGAUGAAAUACCAUUCAAAGCUUUAUUUUACAUGACAGGAGAAUGUAAUUAUGGUGGAAGAGUUACAGAUGAAUGGGAUCGUCGAUGUCUUCUCACCAUUUUAGAAGAUUUAUAUAGUGAAAACGUUAUUACUGAUCCAAAAUACAAGCUGUCUUCUUCUGGAACCUAUUAUAUACCAUCUAAAUUGAACUAUGAAGAACACAUUAAAUUUAUAAAAAAUUUACCUUCAACUCAGGAUCCUGAAAUAUUUGGAAUGCAUCCCAAUGUCAACAUUUCAAAAGAAUUAAGAGAAAUGAAAUGCCUUUUCAGUUCAAUAAUAGCAUUACAGGGAAAAAAGAAAAAAAUAUCUGUUAAAUUUACAGACUCACAUUUAAGUGAAAUUGUUUCAGAUAUUUUGGAGAAGCUACCUGAAGAAUUUGAUUUAAAGAAAGCUAAAAUUCAAUAUCCAGUAAAGUAUAAUGAAAGUAUGAAUACAGUUUUGGUUCAAGAAUUGGAAAGAUACAAUCAAUUAGUAAAUAUUAUUAAGACAAGUUUAAAAACAUUCCAAGCAGCUAUAAAAGGAACAGUUGUUCUAUCUAAAAGUUUGGAAGACCUAGCUGGAAAUAUUUUGAUAGGAAAAGUUCCAGAACUUUGGAUAUCUCAUUCUUAUCCUUCUAUUAAACCUCUUGCUAGUUACAUUAUUGAUUUAUGUGAACGUCUUAAUUUUUUCAAGAUGUGGAUAGAUAAAGGAAAACCAAAAACAUUUUGGUUAUCAGGAUUUUAUUUCACACAAGCAUUUUUAACAGGAACACUACAGAACCAUGCCAGAAAAUAUACUAUACCAAUUGAUUUAUUAGCAUUUGAUUUUGAGGUAAUGGACUCAACUGAGAUGUCAUCAUUUUCUACCGAUGGUGCAUAUAUAAAUGGUUUGUUUUUAGAUGGUGCCAGAUGGGACAAAGAACAUAAUAUUUUAACAGAACAACAGAAUAAAAUACUAUAUUAUAAUAUGCCUGUUAUUUGGUUAAAGCCUUGCAUUAAGAAGGAAAUCAUUGAAGAAGGUCGAUACAAGACUCCACUCUAUAAAACUGGCGAAAGACGUGGCACCCUUUCCACCACGGGUCAUUCCACCAAUUACGUCUUACCAAUAUUACUGCCUACGAGAAAACCCGCCCGACAUUGGGUAAAGCGCGGAACAGCAUUAUUAUGCCAAUUAGAUCACUAACCACCUUUUUAUUUUGUAUAAAAAUAAAAAAAUGUAAAUAACAAAUUUUUAAAGUUUUAUGUAAUUUAUUAAAAAUAAAUAAAUCAGAAUAUUUUCUAUAUG